Messenger RNA from Mytilinidion resinicola, 321 nucleotides. Its product is annotated as ankyrin. Gene Ontology annotation, molecular function: protein binding. NCBI's taxonomy places the organism in Eukaryota, Fungi, Ascomycota, Dothideomycetes, Mytilinidiales, Mytilinidiaceae. The annotation marks the transcript as partial. The record is from RefSeq and is a predicted model, not a curated record. Gene Ontology annotation, cellular component: nucleoplasm. The transcript has a single exon.
GGUUCAACCAGACUAGCGAGAGAAUGCGCAAGGGGCGACCUCAAUGCAGUACAAGCUGCGUUCCGCGCUGCACCAGAAGAGCUAAACCAGGAUGACUCUGGCGGCAAUACGCCCCUCCAGAUAGCAUCAUUAAACGGACACACGAAGAUCGUGAAAUUCCUGCUGAGUCAAGGAUCUCGACCUGACUGCGAGUCGAACGAUGGCGACAGCCCCCUUAUUGAUGCCGCAGAGAAUGGCCAUCUAGACGUGGUGAGACUAUUAUUGAGAGCUAAUCCCAAUCCCCACCACCAGAACAAGAGGGGCCAGCGAGCUAUUGAUGUG